AUGGCCAAGUCCACGAACCACACGGCGCACAACCAGUCGUACAAGAACCACCGCAACGGCAUCAAGAAGCCGUUCGCCCUCAAAAAGGGGCAGAGGAGGGCGCUCAAGGGGAUGGACCCAAAGUUCCUGCGCAAUCUGCGGUUUGCCAAGAAGCACAACGGCAAGGGGCGCGAGUCGGAGGAGUAG
Emiliania huxleyi CCMP1516 is the source of this 186-nucleotide messenger RNA. RefSeq lists its product as hypothetical. Gene Ontology annotation, cellular component: cytosolic large ribosomal subunit; ribosome. Gene Ontology annotation, molecular function: structural constituent of ribosome. The transcript has 2 exons. Bases 1 to 186 code for a protein of 61 amino acids. Gene Ontology annotation, biological process: cytoplasmic translation. NCBI's taxonomy places the organism in Eukaryota, Haptophyta, Isochrysidales, Noelaerhabdaceae. The record is from RefSeq and is a predicted model, not a curated record.